Messenger RNA from Amorphotheca resinae ATCC 22711, 1134 nucleotides. RefSeq lists its product as hypothetical. Gene Ontology annotation, cellular component: plasma membrane. Bases 1 to 1134 code for a protein of 377 amino acids. The transcript is spliced from 3 exons. The record is from RefSeq and is a predicted model, not a curated record. Gene Ontology annotation, biological process: intracellular protein localization. NCBI's taxonomy places the organism in Eukaryota, Fungi, Ascomycota, Leotiomycetes, Helotiales, Amorphothecaceae.
AUGGCGGACAAAACACCAUCUCCUCUGCCCGACAUGAACCGGAACAGGCUCCCUACGCUGUUCGAGGUUCUUAGCAGACGAACCCUGCCUCCUGUUGAUCUCUUCUCGUUCUACAUCUACAUGCGCGACCAGCAAAGAUCAGUGGAUUAUUUGGACUUCUGGCUUGAUGUUGCUCAACACAUGUCUCUCUGCCGGCACUAUGUUCGAGAGCUACGAAGAUCAGUUAUGAUUGGCACCCCAGAGGGCGAUAAAUCACAGUCAAAGCGUUCAUCGGCUAUCCUGGAGAGCUUGGGUGAUAUGAAUCAUCCUGUUGCUGGCCCGUCCAUGUUCACGUCUGAGAAGGAGAAAAACCAAGAUGCACAGAUGUCAGCCUUUCUUCGAGAGGAGACAGCCAACGGCAGCAACAUUAGGCAAUCCCCUCCCGGCAGCAUUAGUUCUCAUCAGUCAGGUGUCGGCCAGACGCAAUCAAAUGAAAGACAGCCUCGACCAAGCUUCAUGAGCAGCCCCCUCGAAUUGGCUACAGACUCGGACUCUCCCGGGCAUACAGUUGCCAGAGCUGACAUCAGAGCAUCAGCUGAGAAGAUCCUUUAUACCUUCCUCCUCCCCGGAGCCGAGCGCGAGAUCAUUUUGCCGCAUGAAAUCACGCAUGAAAUUACCGUCUCUAUUGAAGAGAGAGGCCGAGAUGAUCCGGAAGUUUUCGAUGCUGCUAAAGACUACGUUUUCCAGGCCAUGGAACGUGACGCUUUCCCGGGUUUCUUGCGAAUGAAGGCUCUUGGCAAUCUUGUCCCUCCUUCUAUGAUGAUGAGGCUGAUCCUGGGUCUUCUUUCAAUGUUUGCUGCCUUCUGGGUCGCGUUCAUUCUGAUCUUCCUUGAUUAUGCUCGUCACAUUCGAGUCUGGCUUGUCCUUCCUUUCACGAUUGGCGUUUAUUGCCUCGUUGCUUACCAAUACGGUCUCGAUCCUCUCCUGGCUUUCAUUGGCUUGAGCGAAUACACAUUCAUGAAUUUCUCCCGCGUCCGAGAGCCAUACGUCCGAAAGCUACUUAACAAACGUGCUUUGAUGGCCUCGAUAGUCACUUUUGUGAUCGCUACUUCUUGCAUAGUUCUUUUCGUUUUCGUGCCUGGAAAGAGAUUGUGA